Messenger RNA from Ictalurus furcatus (blue catfish), 4458 nucleotides. RefSeq names its product leucine-rich pentatricopeptide repeat containing (gene lrpprc). The transcript is spliced from 39 exons. Gene Ontology annotation, molecular function: protein binding. The coding region runs from base 23 to 4276 and encodes 1417 amino acids. The record is from RefSeq and is a predicted model, not a curated record. Lineage: Eukaryota; Metazoa; Chordata; Actinopteri; Siluriformes; Ictaluridae.
UCCACUCUUUUGCAGGUUAAACAUGGCUGCGCUCUUAAGAUCUAUUCGGCUGCUGAAACUCUCACCUUCUCCUUUGCUACGAGUAAAGAGAAACAGUCAUGGACCUCCGAUUAAUCGCUUAUACAGUAGAGCGGUCGGCGGGAGAGGAGUCGAAGCUUGUCCGAGACAAAUCGCGUUAAGAUGUGCGGGUGCGAGCAGGUCUGCAUGGUCCUCUCUGGGUCUGCGGUGUUUCAGUGCAGCCGUUGAGAGGAAAGAUGAACCUAGUAUCGCUUUACGCACCAAGCAGGCCCAGCAGUUCGACUGGGCUCUUGCUAAACUAGACAGCUCGGUCAGACGGACCGGUCGAGUCACCAAAACACUGAUUCAGCGCAUAUUUCAUGACAUCUGUCGAACAGGAUACCCCAGUAGCAAUCAGGCCCUGCUGCUGCUGAGGAGCUGUGGCUCACUGCUGCCCGAGAUGCCCCUUGAAGAGCGCAGUCAGCUGGCCCACCGCAUCUGGGAGAAGCUACAGGAGUUGGGUGCCACGUACGAUGUAAGCCAUUAUAACGCGCUGCUUAAAGUCUACCUGCAGAAUGAGUUCAACUUCUCGCCCACUGAUUUUCUUGGCAAGAUGGAAGCGGCCAAUGUGCAGCCCAACAGAGUGACGUAUCAGAGACUGAUUGCAGCGUACUGUCAAAAUGGUGACAUUGAAGGCGCGAGUAAAAUUUUGGGCUUCAUGAAGAGCAAAGACUUGCCCAUCACCGAGGCAGUGUUCAACUCUUUGGUGACGGGCCACAGCCGAGCCGGAGACAUGGAGAGUGCAGAGAACAUCCUGUCUGUCAUGAGAGGGGCGGGUAUUGAGCCAGGCCCAGACACUUACCUCGCUUUACUCGUGGCUUAUGCUGAAGUGGGAAACAUGACCAAAAUCAAGGAGACUCUGAACACAGCGCAGAGCAAAGAUGCCAAUCUGAUGGACCGAGACCUGAUGCAGGUGGUGUUCAGUCUGGCUAAAGCUGGCCAUCAGCAGUACGUGCCUGAAAUAGUGGAGUGCAUGCGGCAUGAGCGAGGCUACGUGCCAGAUGCAAUGAACCUGUGUUUGAGCCUGACCACGCAGGGCCUCGAAGACACUGCAUUUACUGUGCUGAAAACCUUCCCUGGUCUACACACAGAGUUACAAGACGGUGAAACUCUAAACAUGGGCAACUUCUUCCUCCGUCACUGUGUGAAUAUGAAUAAGUGCCCUGAGAAGUUGGUCAAUUUCUGCACACAACUGAAGGCUUCCAACCUGCACUCUUCACCACUGCAGUUCACACUGUAUUGUGCUCUGGAGUCCAAGAACACAGCUAUGGCAGUAGAGGUGAUGAAGAAGAUGAAGGAGGAAGGACUUCCCAUAAGGCCUCACUACUUCUGGCCCCUUUUAACCAAGCAUCAGAAAGACAGAGACACAGCAGGUACUCUGGAGGUGCUGAAGGCCAUGCAAGAUCUGAACGUUCACCUUGACGUUGACACUUACUCCACCUACGUGCUGCCUACUUUCUCCUCAGUGGACAGCGCCCGUGUUGCUCUUCAGGACGCUGGCUGUGCGGUCGACACUGACGACUUCGUUGCAGCAGAAGUGCGAACAGUGGCAGCGAGUGGAAGACUUGCAGAACUCUACUCUCUGUUGUCUUCACCCUCGUUUCCAGCUGUUUCCCUUAGCUCUUUCAGAGGAAGCCUGAUCAGUGGCUUUAGGGGGUCGAAAGAUGUGGAGAGCAUGGCCAAGAUCACAGAGCUGCUUUAUAAAGAUAGCCGCUUUGCUCAGGCUGACGCAGACCGAGCAGAAACCACGGCCUACUUCCUCUUUAACCUGUUUGAUGGAAUGACGGAGACUGAGGUGCAGGCCAAAGAGGAGGUGUUGAGAGAAUACCUCAAUCAGCUCAGCAAAAUGAACAUCAUCAUUCAUGUGAACAUCUACAGAGGAAUCAGGAACAUCCUCAACUCAUACCACGUGCCAGAGCUAAUUAAGGACGUUCUUGCUAUCGUGGACAGACAAACAAGAGAAGACGAUGGCACUGAGUCGAAGGUUUUUGAAGGGAAACUAGCCAUUCAGGAAAGAAGGCUGGAGGAGUUGAAAUCCAAGGGGAAGCCGGUUGGAAAUGUGUUCAGGCAGCUCAUCGCUGCCGUGUGUGCUGAGGAGAACCUGGCCCAUGCUCUGGAGCUGAAAGCUCAGUAUGAGAAUGAAAUGACUGCCAGUUGCUACGCCCUGCUCAUCAACCUGUGCUGUCGUCACGACAACCCGGAUGAAGCACUUAACUUGAAGAGAGAGCUAGCCCGCAAGGACUCCGAGGUCACGCUGGAUGCCAACAAAUACAUGAGCUUGGUCAGGGUGCUGUCCAAACAUGGCAGGGUUGAAGAGGCAGUGGACAUCCUGAAAGAGAUGAAAGAGAAGAAUGUGUCUAUAUUGGACACCACGACCACCAGGUUGUUCCACACACUCAACACAGCCGCUCUAAAGGGGGACAUCGCCACCAUCCGACGCCUGCAGGACACAGUGUUCACCUUAGGCCUGGUCAAACCCACCAGCAACCUCUGUUCACCACUGGUUUCUGCUUACCUGGAGAGUGGGGAUGUGAUUGGAGCUCUGGAGGCUAGCAUGGAGUGCCAAAAGCAGUACAACCAAAUGCCCCGGAUUCAUGACGUCAUCUGUCGCCUAGUGGAGAAAGGAGAGACUGAGCCACUGCAAAAAGCUAUGGAUUUUGUGAGCCAGGAGCGUGGUGAGAUGAUGAUGCUGUACGACCUUUACUUCGCUUUCUUGCAGACGGGCCGCUACAAGGAGGCACGCAAAAUCCUUGAGACCCCUGGUUUAAGGGCAAGAGCUGGUCGACUACAGUGGUUUGCAGAGAAGUGCAUUGCAUCUCAGCAGAUGGAGCCUCUUGAAAGCAUGGUGGAUAUGACUGCAAAGCUUUUUGAAUGUGACAGAGACGAAAUGUACCACUACAUGCUGCGCCUCUGCAAGGACAUAAAUGACUGGCAAAAGGCAGAAGCUUGCUGGACUAAGAUGCAGGACGAGAAUGUGAUUCCCAGAGAAAGAACCCUGCGCCUUCUUGCUGACAUCCUCAAGAGCAACAACCAGGAGGUGCCCUUUGACAUGCCGGAGAUGUGGUACGAGCGACCUGAAUCCGACCUGAAUCCGAGGAGCAUUCUGAGGACGCCAAGGAGGAGAACCAAACCCCAUGAUUAUCACCUCACUGUUAUGACUCUGAGCAAAAAAGGGAAAGUUGAAGAGGCCUUUAAGGUGGUGAAGGAGACGCACAGGAAGGGUCUGGCUCUGGGAGCUGGUUCAUAUGACAUCCUCAUCAGGGCCCUGUUGGCCAGAGGAAACCUGAAGGAUGCCAUGGAAAUAAAAUACAUUGCUUCCAAACACAUUGAAGGAUUCAAGCUGAGCGAAAUGGCCAACAACCUCCAUAUAGUCACACUGGUAAAGCAAGGAGACAUUAAAGGAGCCAUGGCUAGUCUAAAGGACAUGCUACAGACUGACCAGGUGCCCUCCCAUCUGGCCAUUACUCGAUUGGUCCAGGGCCUGGGUAACCACGGAGACAUAGAGGGCAUCCAGGAAGUGGAGAGCUUGGUUAAGAAUUUAGGGCCCUCUGUCAACCUAUCCUACGUGCUGUUUGCGAACAACAAGGCUAUGGCUCAUAUCAAAAAUGGGGACAUCGACAGUGCAGUGGAAGGGCUUGAGGCUUUGUAUACCCAAAACUCAGACGGUCCGCAAAAAAGUAUUGCCUUUGUCUUCCGUAAAGUCCUCGAAGCCAACAACGGUGAUGCACUUGAUAAAUUGAGUGCCAUGGCGGAGCGGCUGUGUAAUCACUUUGCCACCUACCGACCUGCAACAGACCUCUUCCUGCAGUACUUGGACAUGGGCAGGAUAGAGGACGCCAGGUUCCUGCUGCAGCGAUGUUCAGCAGUGGCUGAGCAGAAGGAGAUAAUGGUGGCUUACAUGAGCAAAGUUUCUCAGGAGCCAGGGCAGACUCCCAAGAUAACGAAUCUGGUCGAACUCAUCCCAGACUUGGACAAGGAGAAAGUGUGCACCUUCCUGUUGAAAUGCUAUAGUGUGGAUAAAGACCUGACCUCAGCCAAGGCUCUUUAUCAGCAGAUGCAGGACGAAGGGCUGCAGGUGAACGAGCUGUCUCUCAAGAGACUGGCGCUGCUGUACAAGAACGCCGGAGAGGCUGUGCCCUUCGAAGAGCCUCCAGAGACAUUCAAGUUCUAUGCAGACAAGCUGAAGGCCUUGCAGGCCCAGAGUUCAACAGAUAACUAGAUUCCCAAUCAUUAUUCUUUUGUCUCUUUAAUUAUUAUUAUUUUUUUUAUAUGUAAGCCCAGAUCCUCUAAUGUUGUGAAGUCAGUGAUGCGUGGUAAACUCUUGCUCAUUACAGUUGCAUUGAAAACAAAUAAUGCCAUGUACAGAAGUAUUUAUGCUAAUAAAUGUGUUACAAAUGUUUA